This is a messenger RNA of Melanotaenia boesemani (Boeseman's rainbowfish), 1663 nucleotides long. Its product is annotated as interleukin-1 receptor-like 2. The coding region runs from base 39 to 653 and encodes 204 amino acids. The transcript has 5 exons. Lineage: Eukaryota; Metazoa; Chordata; Actinopteri; Atheriniformes; Melanotaeniidae. The record is from RefSeq and is a predicted model, not a curated record.
AGCUGGUAGUGUAGCUCCAGUUUGACUCUUGCUGCCUGAUGGAUAUGAUCAGUCUAAAUCCAGCAGUGUUCAUCUUCAUUCAGCUGAUAUGGCCGGCCUUUGCAGCUUCAGGGACUAUGACACCUGACCACCAGAAUGUAUCGGUGUCAGAGGGAGAUUUAGUCGUGUUCAACUGCAACACAUCUGAGAAACAUACGAUGCUCAUCACCUGGACCAAAGGCAGAUUUCUGUUUUCAUGGGCCGUACAGCUUCAGCAACACUUUUCAAACUUCUCUGACAGAGUUACAAUAGACUCCGUCAACAAGCCAAAGCUAAAAAUUGUUAGUGCUCAACUUGACGAUUCAGGACUUUAUACAUGUGAGAUAUCUGACAACCAAGGCUUCAACACCAUUACAUGGAAUUUAACUGUUUUUAAGAAAGAAACAAGUUUACUUAGUAAUGUCGUAUUCAUCCCGCCACUUGCUGCUGGUUUCCUUCUAUGUUGCUUCACAGCAGUUAUCUGUCUCUGCAGAAAAUAUGGGACCAGAACAGAAAAUCAGAAUCCAUUCCAGGACCAGUUUCAGUCUCAGACAGAAGAGGCGGUAACAUGCAAUUACAAGGUGGUACGAAUCAUCAGAGAAACAAGCAGAGGAGAGAGUACAUGGAGAGGCUGAAUCCAAUCUAUGAUCAUUUCUGAACUGACACACCAUAGAGAAACAUCAACACGGAUCCAUUUUGCAAAGGAAGGCUGGGAAACGUGGGAAAUAACCCCUCUGUCUUCCUGUGAAACGAAUUUUUACCUUGCUGAUAGUAUAUUAAUGUUUCAGUGUUUUUAAUGAGCACAUUUUAUUGGACAUUUUUCCGGUUGUUCUACUUUAUGUUCUCAGUGUUGCAAUUUAAUAAUUAUCUCUGGAUAUCAUAAAUCAUCCCAAACUGACUCUGUAUAGUUUACCUGAGUGGCAAACUAAAAUCUAAAGUUUAGUUUUAAGUUAGUCCAGUAGAGGCCAUGUGCAGAUAUUAGUUACUUUUAAUUUGACCUGCUGCUCUACAGGAGGAUUUACCAAUAUUUCUAGUCUAUAACGAGAUGGCAUACAUAACUGUGUGAGAUUAAAAGAAUAACUUAGUUUCAGUAUUUCAGACAGUCUUUAACAUUUUGUGCCAUCAGUGUCACUUUCAGGAUUUUUGCAGAGAGGAAGGACUUUGAAUGUAAGGUUACAGGUUUGGUUCUAAUAAUGUUGAAUCAUUUGUUAUUGAUACAUGUAGAUGAUUCCUUUGAGAACUCAUCACUGUUUGAGCCACACAAACUGGAUUUAUAAACAGGCUGGUGGAAAAAAAUAAAAUAAAAUAAAACAACUUUUGGUUUUGAAACAUGAUGUUGGGGCAGCAUGUUGCACUACAACAGCUUCCACCUGCUUUUUCAUUGACAACAUGACUGUGGAGCUUCUGUCUGUUUUUCUCUCUUUUGAUAUUUUGAUGGCGGUGAAAAGUGUUGUACUAACAAAGCCUCCUACAAAUAUUCAGUUGGAAGUCCUGGUAACUGUAAAGGUCAUUGCAACUGAUAUUGUUUUCAUGGAUCUACACAGCAAAACAUGCAGUGAUGUUUCACUGUAUGAGAGGUUCCCCUCCAGAAUCUGUACCCAUUUUUUUAGCUAAAUCUUAAACCAAAUAAAUUUCUAAAUAUUGA